GUUUCCUGAUUUCUGGUCUGAGUGACUUCCUCUGUGUGCUGAGGGGAAAUAGCCUUCUGAACUCACAGCCGAAGGGAAAGCAGCAGAUUGGGGCAUCUUGUGGCCAACUUCAGAGCCUGUCACCAGGAAAGGUAAGCAUGGGAGGAAGGAAGAUGGCAAGAGACGAAGAAAAUGUCUAUGGUUUAGAAGAGGACACCCAGUCCUGGCAGGAGCCCACGCUGAGGCUCAUCCUUGUUGGGAGAACAGGUGCCGGGAAGAGCGCCACUGGGAACAGCAUCCUGGGCCAGAAACGGUUCCUGUCCAGGCUGGGGGCCUCGUCUGUGACCAGGGCCUGCACCACGGCCAGCUGCAGGUGGAACAAGUGGCACGUGGAAGUCGUGGACACUCCAGACAUUUUCAGCUACCAGGUGCCCAAGACAGAUCCCCGCUGCGAGGAGAGAGGUCACUGCUACCUGCUCUCGGCACCAGGGCCCCACGCGCUGCUCCUGGUGACCCAGCUGGGCCGGUUCACCACCCAGGACCAGCAGGCGGUGAGGCAACUGAGUCAUGAAGUUUUCAGCCCCAGCAUGUGGCUCCUCCUUAACUGCAUCUGCUCAGCCUCCCUCAGCCCUGUGAACAGCCGCCCCACACACAGACCACAGAGCAGGGCUCUCUCUCUGCUGCCGCUUCACCUUCCUGAGAGAAGGCCAGCCGCCAGAGCCUCAGUGACCGCUGCCCUGGAGGAUAGGGCACAACAGCCAUUUCUGGAGAGAAUGGAAGGAUUCCAGAAGGGCAAAUAUGGAACUAUGGCUGAAGGUAGAUCAGCAAAUGACAGGUUUGCAACGCCACUGGCAUUGAGGAUUAUCCUAGUGGGCAAAUCAGGCUGCGGGAAAAGCGCCACAGGGAACAGCAUCCUUGGCCAGCCCGUGUUUAAGUCCAAGCCGGGGGCCCAGCCGGUGACCAGGAUGUGCCAGGUGCAGGCAGGCACAUGGAACGGGAGGCAAGUCCUGGUGGUCGACACGCCCUCCAUCUUUGAAUCAAAGGCUGAUACCCAAGAGCUGUACAAGAACAUCGGGGACUGCUACCUGCUCUCUGCCCCAGGACCCCACGUGCUGCUUCUGGUGAUCCAGCUGGGGCGUUUCACCCCCCAGGACACGGUGGCUGUCAGGAGGGUGAAGGAGGUCUUUGGGGUAGGGGUCAUGAGACAUGUGGUUGUCCUCUUCACCCACAAAGAGGACUUAGUGGGCCAGGCCCUGAAUGACUAUGUAGGAAACACAGACAACUACAGCCUGAGGGGCCUGGUGCAGGAGUGCGAGAAGAGGUGCUGUGCCUUCAACAACCGGGCCACUGAAGAGGAGCAGAGGCAGCAGCGGGCAGAGCUCCUGGCUGUGGUUGAAAGGCUGGAGAGGGAGCGAGAGGGUGCCUUCCACUGCAACGACCUCUUCCUAGAUGCCCAGCUGCUCCAGAGAGGUGGGGCCAUGCCCUGCCAAGAAGACUACAGGCAGUACCUGGCCAAGGUGGAAUGGCAGGUGGAGAAGCAGAGGCAAGAGCUGAGGGAGGACGAGAGUAACUGGGCACUCAAGGCACUCCUCAGAGUCAAACACCAGAUGCCUUUGCAUUUUAAGAUUUGUGCUUUUCUUUUUUGGUGCAGCAUAUUUUUUCUUCUAUUUCUGCUCAUCUUUCAUUAUCUUUAAAUCUCUCGACCCUGGGACCUUUGUGAAGUAUCACCGAAUGGAGUCAUUGUUCUAAGAAUCACCGAUUCAGAUUCGGAUCCUUGUGGUCUGUGGAGCAAGCUGCUUACUGUCCGUACAGUUCCCAUUUACCUUUCUUCCUUAUAGACUUGGAUCUGUGUGUCUCUGCUCCAGGGCCGCCUGGCUGUUCUAAGCACAAUCCCACUCUCUCUGCCAAUGGCUGCCUCAGGAAUGGGCCUGAGAUCCGAUGCAGACCCAUGGGUAGUGAAUGAAAGUCUGCACAGGUGGGGAUGGAUGGUCUCUCUUUAGAUAGAGCCUGUCUUCAUCCCUGGUGUUGUGGGGUCUGGGUGUGACAGUGGGACUAUCAGCAGCUUUGUGCUGCCAACCUAAGUUGAAGGCAGCGCCUCAGAGCAGCCAGAGAGUUGGGGCCACCUGAGCCCUGAGCCACCAGCCCUGCAGCCUGCCCUGUCUCUGCAUUUCCUGUUGUGUUACCCAAUAAAUUUUCUAAUUGUUUAAGCUAUUUGAGUUCCAGGUCUCUUUUAACCUGAAUUUGAAAACAUUCAAACUAAUAAAAACUUCUCCUCAUUC
Callithrix jacchus (white-tufted-ear marmoset) is the source of this 2258-nucleotide messenger RNA. RefSeq names its product GTPase, IMAP family member 5 (gene GIMAP5). The record is from RefSeq and is a predicted model, not a curated record. Lineage: Eukaryota; Metazoa; Chordata; Mammalia; Primates; Cebidae. Gene Ontology annotation, molecular function: GTP binding.